AUGGAGGGUCGGGUGCGCGACGACCCCUGGGACAGUGUCUCCCUGGCGUUCACCAACCCUCAAUUGGACGACGAAUUUUGGAGGCACCGCGUUGUGCAAACCCUCUGCCGAUACGACCUGAUGAUCUACCUGUACGGCGUGCUCCACUGGGCCUCCCUCUUCCUGACGCUGCGCCCUCCCCCGGACACCCCGGUGUACGUCUGGGUGCUGGCCUACCCCGUGCUCAUGUUCCUGGAGCUCGCCGCCGUCUGCUCCAGCUUUCACAGGCUGAAGCAAUACGUCGAGUGGCGCACAUGCAUAGUGGCCGUCAUCAGGGUUUGCGCGAUUUUGGUGACAUCCAUCACCCUUUACGCGCCCCCCGGGAAGACGCCCCUGGCGGCCAUGGCUCGGUUGCUGUCCCAGACGCCCGUCGCGGCUUCCGUCAUUUUCGGCUGCGGGCUGCAGCUGCCGUUCAGGCUGCAUGUUGCGGUCCAAUUCUUGUCUUGUACAGUAGCCAUGCUCUUCGUGCCGAGCUACGUGAAGGCUUGGGAGCUCCAGGGGGAGGCCCUUGCGGGUGCCUGUCGGUCUGUGGGCGGGACCGUGGAUUGGGCCUUGAGGGCGCUGGUGUGGGUGGGCCCGGCGGAGGCUGGGGAGGAGGGGCUGAGGGACCGGUGCUCCUGCUGCCUCGUGAUGUACUUUCUGCAGUGGGUGGUGGGAUUUGUGGCGCCGUCCGCGUUCAUUUAUUGCGUAGAGAGCUACUCCAGGAAGGACUACAUUUUUGAGCACGGCCGGCUGACGCGCAAGGAGAGGCGCACGGUGCGCCGCGCCUGGCGGAGGGCGGUGCCCUCGGCGAUGCUCUGCGCCGUCAUCGGGGCGGUCACGCUGUGGGAGUUGCUGAAGGCGACGUCCAUGCCGGCAAGCUGA
Molecule: messenger RNA, 903 nt
Organism: Ostreobium quekettii
Lineage: Eukaryota; Viridiplantae; Chlorophyta; Ulvophyceae; Bryopsidales; Ostreobiaceae
Source: the annotation of a GenBank genome assembly